Esox lucius (northern pike) is the source of this 6807-nucleotide messenger RNA. Its product is annotated as NACHT, LRR and PYD domains-containing protein 3-like. The record is from RefSeq and is a predicted model, not a curated record. The transcript has 7 exons. Lineage: Eukaryota; Metazoa; Chordata; Actinopteri; Esociformes; Esocidae. Gene Ontology annotation, molecular function: protein binding. The coding region runs from base 1414 to 4047 and encodes 877 amino acids.
GGCGUUCAUUUUUAUUAAAUUUACAAAAACAUACAACAUCUGUGAAGUAGGCUAACUUGAAGACGACAUACUGUACCAAAACCAUAACUUCACCAGAGCAUAGUUUUUACUAUGGUAACCAGCGCAAACUCAGCCACUAUAGCUGUCAUGUGCAGAUCCCCACAUGGGUGUACACACGGUUGGUGGAUCUUUCUUGUGCAGUUAUGGAUUACGAGGCACAUUUUGUGUAACCGACGCUUAACGAGAAGCCUUGUGGAGAUGACUCAUCUACAACAUGCCUCGUGAAAUGUUUGUUCUCGUGUAGUUGACCGAAAGGAAACAAAGGUAAGCCAUUGUUUUCAGUUGAGCAUGAUUUACAUUUUAAUGUUUUAGCAUAUAGGGAAUUGAAGCAACUAUUUUAGAGGCUUUUUUCUAAAUACAACGUUCUAGAUUUGUUUUCAUUUCCCCCUUCACAUUCUCUUAGCGCUGACUUCGCUGACAGUACACAAAUUAUGCGGGAAUUAUGCGAGAUGUCCGUUUGUCGGUCGGCGAGACACGCGUUUUGGUAAACGUUUUAAUUUUACCACGGGCCCGGACUUCGCUAUACUGACUUAAUCCAUUAAUUUGUCAAAAAUAAUUUCGUGGAGCUAGCCUAUAUGAAAUAGCCUAAUAUGUUAUUUUGGAGUAUAUUCAUGUUAAGCAUACAAUGUUGAGUAACUAUUAUUAUCCUACUUAUUAACCGUUUCAAAGGAAACGAAACAGUGCAGUGAUAAAUUCAUUAGCAGUAAAGCUAACCUCAAGCCGCAUGGAUAAAGAUGAAUAUAUAACUUCGGAAUUAAGAGGGUAGCGCAAAAGAUAAAAACCACUAACAGGCUUUGCGAAUGUGACUAGGAUCAAAUCAAUCAUGCAUUUGACUACCAGACAAAUUCGUUUUAAAAACGAACAAUGCAUUCAUACAUGUGACAAAUAAUUGAUUCCACUCAGUAUUCAUAUGGGAUUUUAGCUUGACACCUUUGAAGACAAAUGCAUUUUACAAAGUAUGAGAUAAGAAAACGUUAGACUGGAACAAAGGGAAAAAAAUAAAAACUUCAGUUGGUGCCACCUAGGGGCAUCACUAGAAAUGAAUGGAUAGGUGGGGCUAAGCCUCGUUUUGGGGGGUGUGUGUGUGUCAGGGCCUGGGCGGAACCCAAAAGCAGACACGUAGUGACAGUGAAGGGUGAUUAAAUCGACAGCAAGAUGUAGGUGAGUAUGGAUGGAGUGCUGGCAGGGAGGAUGGCGUGCAGACGGUUGCAGGUGUCCAGGUAGACAGGAAGAUGAAUGCAGAUUAGGGCGUGGUAGCUGAUCUGGUCCUGGAGGCAGAAUCCAGGUAAUCCUGUGACGGAACGGAAAACAGGUUGGAACAAAGCAUAUAACGAACAGAUUUCAAGCCUGGAAAUGAGUCUCUCCAGUCGUGGGAAUGAGGGGGUCCCUGCAGAGCAGAAAAACCGACCCGAGUCUCCAGGACCCAGCUGUCUGUGUAUGAAGUCUGACAAGUCAAUGGGUCUCCCUGUCACCUUUGGAAAUGAAGAAAGGAUGUCCCCUGACCAGAGAGAAGAGAGAUCAGAUUCUCCAGGACCCAGCUGUUUGUCUAUGAAGACUGACAAGUCAAUGGGUCUCCCUGUCACCUUUAGAAGUGGCAAGAGAAUGAUCUCUGACCAGAGGGAACCAGAGGAGGAGUCCAGGUGUUCAGUAUGUGAGGAGGUGCUGAGGGCCCCGGUCUCCAUCCCUUGUGGACACAGUUACUGCAAACAGUGCAUCACCAAAAGCAGGGAGCACCUGGUUUCUUCAGGAGAGUUUGGCUGUCCUCAGUGUACAAAGAGAUUCAGGCAUCUGGAGAAUGAAUAUGGAGAGGAUGUGAUCCAAAUGGUGAAAAAUAAACAUAAAGCUACCCUAAAGAAAACCUGUGAUAACAUCUAUGAAGGUAUCUCAAAGUCUGACAGUCUACAACUAAACCAAAUAUAUACUGAGCUCUACAUCACAGAGGGAGAGAGUGAAGGUGUUGAUACUGAACAUGAGGUUUGGCAAAUUGAGAAUGCAUCCAAGACACACACAUCCCAAGACAAUGCAAUCAACUACAAGGACAUUUUUAAACCCUUACCUAAACAAAGAAAAUCCAUCAGAACAGUGCUAAUGAAAGGCAUUGCUGGAAUUGGGAAAACCGUCUCUGUGCAGAAGUUCAUCCUUGACUGGGCAGAAAAAAAAACUAAUCAGGAAAUUGAUUUCCUCUUAGUACUUCCUUUCAAAACACUGAAUUUGAUUCAAGAUCAUCACAGUCUUUAUGGCCUCCUGAAUAUCUUCCACCCUCAUCUGUCAGAGUUGUCUGGAAAUUACAUCUCUAACUGUAAAGUGAUGUUUAUCCUUGAUGGUCUGGAUGAAAGUCGGUUACCAUUAGAUUUCCAUUCAAAUAAAAAGUUGUCUGACAUAAAAGAGGAAUCAUCAGUGGAUGUAUUGGUGGCAAACCUCAUCAAGCGUAACCUGCUUCCCUCUGCUCUCCUCUGGAUAACCUCCCGACCAGCAGCAGCCAAUCAGAUUCCUCCUGAGUGUAUUGACAGAGUGAUAGAAACACAGGGGUUUAAUGACCCACAGAAGGAGGAGUACUUCAAGAAGAGAUUCAGUGAUAAAAACAUGGCAAAAAGAAUCAUCACACACAUGAAGUCAUCAAGAAGCCUCCACAUCUUGUGUCACAUCCCAGUCUUCUGCUGGAUCUCUGCAACAGUGCUUGAGCAAGCAAUAAAGGAAAAUGAAAGUGUGAAAGUCCCUCAGACUUUGACUGAAAUUAUUACACACUUUUUGCUCAUUCUGACAAACCAAAAGAACCAGAAAUACUCAGAAAAAGAUUGGACAGACCCACAAAAUCUUUUGAAAUCAGACCGAGAAUUUCUUUUGAAACUUGGAAAAUUGGCAUUUGAAAAUCUACAAAUAGGCAAUCUCAUGUUUUAUGAAGAAGAUUUGAGACAUUGUGGCAUUAAUGUCACAGAAGCCUCUGUAUACUCUGGGAUUUGCACAGAAAUCCUGAAAGUCGAGUCUGUGCUUCAUCAGAAGAAAGUGUACUGCUUUGUGCAUCUGCUCAUUCAGGAGUUCUUUGCUGCUCUCUACGCAUUCCAGUCCUACACAGUCAAGAACAUGGAAGCACUACGGUAUGUUCUUGAGGAAGGGUCUAAAUCAUCUAGAAGUUUUCCUAGGGCAUCCACAACAUCUCUUGGAGAUAUGUCCCUGCAUGAGUUUUUGAAGAGGGCAGUGGACAAAGCCUUCGAGAACAAGAAUGGACAUCUGGACCUUUUCAUCCGCUUCCUCCUGGGAAUCUCUCUGGAAUCCAAUCAGAGACUCCUGAGUGGUCUGUUGACACAGACAGAGAGCAGCGCCGAGAUCUCAAAGAAAGUACUGACCUAUCUGAAAGCAAUCAAGAGGCAAAACCUCUCUCCUGAGAGGUGCCUAAACCUGUUUCACUGUAUGAUUGAAAUGAGAGACAAUUCGGUGCAUAAAGACAUUGAAGAGUACCUGAAGUCAAAGGAAGAAGCAGUAACUAAACUUAGUCCUGCACACUGCUCAGUGCUGGCUUACAUGCUUCUGAUGUCUGAAGAGGUGCUGGAAGAGUUUGAUCUGAAGAAGUAUAACACAUCAAUGGCAGGAUGGGCAAGACUACUCCCGGUUGUGAGGUGCUGCAGAAAAGCCCUACUUUCGGACAGUAAACUCACAGAAAGCUCCUGUGAAACUCUGGCCUUCGCACUCCAGAUGCCCAACUCACCUGUGAGAGAGCUGGAUCUGAGUAACAACGACUUGAAGGAUUCAGGAGUGAAGCUGCUCUCUGCUGGACUGGGGAGUCCUCACUGUAAACUGGAGAUCCUGAGGCUGUCAGGCUGUCAGGUCACAGAGGAAGGCUGUUCUUCUCUGGCGUCAGCCCUGAAGUCAAACCACUCCCACCUGAUAGAGCUAGAUCUGAGGGACAAUAGUCCUGGAGGGUUAGGUCUGGAGCAGCUCUCUGCUGGAGAGAAGGAUCCAAACUGGAGACUGGAGAGACUGUUGAUAUAGCUAAUAUGAAACAUUGGCAAGCAGACCUAAAUAUACUUUCAUUUAUCAGUAUAAAUCAUCUGUAUUUUUAAAUCUUAUGAAAGAUGUUUUUACUGAAUUGUGCUGAGCUGAAUUCUGUCAUCUGGAGAUAACAUUUACAUACCAUGUUGCUGUAUAUAAAUGUAUGUGUAUGUAGCCAGUGUCACGUUUUGGGCGCAGGGAGACUGACAACACUUCUUGCCUGGGGUUACAUAAGCAGCCUUUAGCGAUGUCAGGAAGAGAAAGCUGUUCCAGUCUGUAGCACCAGGUAGGUGCAGUCUUGUUCCCAGUGAUGUAGUGGGGGAAUAUGCAGGUACAGGGUGUGGAGAAAAUAACGGAAACCCACGGAAAAGGACUGUUACUUUUUAAUUUUAAAGUAGCUAAAUCACAAUUACAAACGUCACUGCAGAGAUCACAUACGCUUGAUAAGAGGUUAUCAGAACAGCUAUAAGAGGUCUGACAGUACAUAUGUGUCAGCUAUAAGAGGUCUGACAGUUCAUAUGUCCGCUAUAAGAGGUCUGACAGUUCAUAUGUCAGCCAUAAGAGGUCUGACAGUUCAUAUGUGUCAGCUAUAAGAGGUCUGACAAUUAGCACUUUAAUAUUUGGAUUAAAGUAACCCGCAGAGUUCCAGGGAGGCCAAAUAGUUGGUUCCUGAAUUGCAGAUGCAUCAGUCACAAAAAACUGCUAAAAUAUUAAAUGUGUCAAGGGGAACAGUCUCAGAAAUCACGUCAGCAUUUACCAAACAUGGAGAAACCGCAUCGGCAAAGAGGAAGAAGUCAAAGCCGACCCUGAGUGAUAGACGGACCCCACAGAACAGAAUCAGCAACUCUGUGACCCACUAUCAAAAACUGUAUAUUGUGAGCUUCACAAAGCUGGUAGCGUAGUAUAGAAAGAAAAUGAAUAUUGCUUGGUAGGCGCUGAGAAAAUGAAUAUUGCUUGGUAGGCCCUUAGAAAAUGAAUAUUGCUUGGUAGGCCCUUAGAAAAUGUAUAUUGCUUGGUAGGUGCUGAGAAAAUGAAUAUUGCUUGGUAGGCGCUGAGAAAAUGAAUAUUGCUUGGUAGGCGCUGAGAAAAUGAAUAUUGCUUGGUAGGUGCUGAGAAAAUGAAUAUUGCUUGGUAGGCGCUGAGAAAAUGAAUAUUGCUUGGUAGGUGCUGAGAAAAUGAAUAUUGCUUGGUAGGUGCUGAGAAAAUGAAUAUUGCUUGGUAGGUGCUGAGAAAAUGAAUAUUGCUUGGUAGGUGCUGAGAAGUUGGGUGAGAGAAAGAGAGAGUGAGUCAAAGACCUGGAGGGGCUGUGCAGUGAGUCAAUGGAAAAAGACACUGUAGAACAUUACAUUGAGUGACAUAGGGACAAUCAUUACAACAGAAUAGCAUUUCAUUCUAAAUCAAAACACAUUUGGUUUCUUUUCAUUGUGUUUUGAAUGGAUUACAUUAAUUGGUAACGCUUUAUUAGACUAAUAUAACAUUUCGGUUGCUGAAACAAAAACCUGAAAUUCGCUUUAACAGAGGGGGUCUACAAAUAGGAAAAGGUGCUGAACUUAGCAGUUAGUUUUAGUGUAUCUCUGCUAUUACUGUGCAGUUUCCGUGUGUCUUCAUUCUGUGUUGUCUCUUUAUUUAAUCCCAGUAACCAUUCCCUACAGCAGAACUUUUGCCUCUGGCCAUGCUAUAAUUAUAAAUAAACUUUACAAUUAUAAAGUACCUAAUAAAACACAUACACAGAAUGUAUUUACUAUAUAAUAAAGCUGACAUUUUUGUAAAGUUUUGUAAAGUUUUGUAAGCCGACAUUAAUGCAGCUGGUAUGGUGGUAAGAAACGUUCAACGAGAGCCGUCGGGUGGUAUGUUGUCUUGAUGCGCGGAGGGUGUGCCUCAGCCCACGGUUUGUGACGUCCCUGGUCAGUUCAUUAACAUUGCUGUGGUCUACAUUAUACUCCCAAGAAGGCUUUGUAAAAUGUAAUGGUGUUUUGGUUGUAAGAUAUAGCAAUAAAGAUUAAAUAAACAAAAUAAAUGUUUGCAUGUCUUUAUCAGGAUGCCCGGCCGACUCAAGUCAUUAUUAGUUUACACAGGAAAACGUGUGGCGAUUUAUGCAUUUAUCACAUGACUAUUAAAUAAGUUGGCAAUGGUAAAUCACUCUACAGUUGUUUAGUUUAAAAAAUGGCAACAAACAGUUUUUAAAAUGCCUUGUGAUUUGGAAUGAAACAGGGCAGAUGAUACACAUUUUGGGGCUGCAAAGUGGCCCAUUGGUUAGGAAAUCUGACCAGUGGACUAUGUUGUUCUGACCCAGAGGAAGUUGACUACAAUACUCCUGUAACAGCCCCCUGUGACCUCAAUACUCCUGUAACAGCCCCCUGUGACUACAAUACUCCUGUAACUGCCCCCUGUGACUACAAUACUCCUGUAACAGCCCCCUGUGACUACAAUACUCCUGUAACAGCCCCCUGUGACUACAAUACUCCUGUAACAGCCCCCUGUGACUACAAUACUCCUGUAAUAGCCCCCUGUGACUACAAUACUCCUGUAACAGCCCCCUGUGACUACAAUACUCCUGCAACUGCCCCCUGUGACUACAAUACUCCUGUAAUAGCCCCGUGUGACAACAGUACUCCUGUAAUAGCCCCGUGACUACAAUACUCCUGUAACUGCCCCCUCUGACUACAAUACUCCUGUAACUGCCCCCUCUGAUUACAAUACUUGUUUUAUGUAUUAUUAUAAUACAAAUCUGCAACCAUUUUCUACUUAUGAAUAAAAACG